This is a messenger RNA of Ostrinia nubilalis (European corn borer), 2347 nucleotides long. It is a transcript of the gene Dtd, whose product is annotated as D-aminoacyl-tRNA deacylase. Gene Ontology annotation, cellular component: cytoplasm. The transcript is spliced from 5 exons. The record is from RefSeq and is a predicted model, not a curated record. Gene Ontology annotation, biological process: tRNA metabolic process. Lineage: Eukaryota; Metazoa; Arthropoda; Insecta; Lepidoptera; Crambidae. Bases 86 to 622 code for a protein of 178 amino acids. Gene Ontology annotation, molecular function: D-tyrosyl-tRNA(Tyr) deacylase activity.
GUUAAUGUCAAAAACAUAUGUUAGAAUUUUGGAAGUUUUACUGCAUUUAAUUAAUUAAUUUUGUGGAAUAAUCUUAUUAAAAAUAAUGAAGGCUUUAAUACAACGCGUUAUGAAAGCAAAUGUGGCGGUAAACGGUGAAGUCAUCAGCAGCAUAGAGCAAGGACUGUGUGUCCUCAUCGGUAUAUCCACCAGUGACACCAUCAAAGAUAUGGAGUACAUAGUGAAAAAGUUGCUCAGUGUAAAACUUUUUGACGAUGAAACCAACACUAAGUGGAAGAAGACUGUAGUAGACAAAGAUUAUGAAUUGCUGUGUGUUAGUCAAUUCACCUUAUACAACACAUGGAAGGGCAAUCGACCCGACUUCCACAAUGCAAUGUCUGCAGAGAAAUCCAAAGAAUUUUAUGAAAAAUUUCUUCAAAUGCUAAAAGAUGCAUAUCAACCUGAAAAAAUUAAAGAUGGCCAAUUCGGUGCAUACAUGCAAGUAUCAAUCCAGAACGACGGACCAGUCACGUUUGAGAUCGAAUCUCCCGUCAAUGUAAAGAAGGAAAAGUCGAGGAGCAGAGCGGAGCAAGAAGUACCUCAAGUCAAUUUAAAUGAAUUAGAAGAAGAACUGAAAGGUUAACCUUUCAGUUAUCAUUAUAGAAUCAAAACGCUUAAGCGUUUUGAUUCUAUUUUAUAUAUUUAAUAGAAUCAAAACGCUUAAGCGUUUUGAUUCUAUUUUAAAGCAAUUAUUAUAGGUCUUUUGUAAAUAUUUAAGUCAUAGGGACUCUUUGUUAUUUAUUCUUAGGUAGUAAUUUUUUCCUCGUGUAAGGGGCAUAGCAGACGGCGAUCGGCGAUUUUGCGACUGUAUCGAUACAGCAUCGCCAUUUCGUGACUUCAUGAAUUCGGACCACUGACCUUUAUGAUACUGGACUGGCAGCUGUCAUAAUAUUUUUGUACCUAUGUGAUUUUCGCCAUUUUGGCGCUGUAGGCCAUACUGUAGGAACUAAAAUUAAUGAUUUUCUUUCUUCUCGCAUCUAUUGUACACCAAUUAGUUCUCGGAACACUCGUAGUGGCGCUUCAAAUUGGCACACAAAAUUAGCUGUCAUUUGUAUGAGACAGCCUGUGUCCAGUGUGUAAAAGGUCAGAGGUUCGGACGCGGUAUGAGAACCCGCGUUUUAGCAGCUGCUGUCGUUGUGUCGAGCUUCCGAAAAGCUACUCAAUGGCCGCGUCUAGCGUGGAAUUUACGGUCGCUGCAUUCAGCUUCUCAAAAGCGGCUAAAUGGCCGAUCGACAAUGCUAAAAGUCGCAUGUGAGCUGUUGUGGCUCAAAGUAACGAUACUUGUUAUAAUUAUCCAUUUUCAAUGUCUUACUAGCAAUCAGGGAUUAGGGUCCGUAUUAUAAUGGGAAACUCAAGUAUGAAUUUUCUAGAACAGAUUCCCGCCUGAGAUUCGUCUAACUUGAUAAAGAGACGUUGAAACGCUAAGUCAACUAUUAUAAUAAUAAUUCGUUAUUUAGUAAGUUAUUACUUUAUGCAUUUACAAUUUUCUCAAUAAAUUUUCAAUUGACAUUUUAUUAAAUACUCGUUAAUUUAUUUAUAAAUGUUAGUGAUUUACGAUAUCUAUCUUUCUAUUUUGCGAGUAUGGCUGUCUGACAUGUCUCGCGACUGCUUGGUUGUUUUUUUUUAAAUCCAAUAACAUCUAACAUUGAACAUUUCUUAGAUCAAACUGACUUUAGAGAAACGUUAGGAUAAAAAAAUAAUAUAGGAUAAAUUGAAUUAUUUAGAAUAGUUUAAGAGCUAAACAAACAAGAGCCUCUAACUACUUUUCACUAUAUCUUCAUAACUUUGACUAUUGGAUUCGAUUAAUUAAAUUAAUUGUAUGUUGUGUGUGCAAUGGGAUUCUAUAGAGUCUGCUAUCAAUAUUUAUCAAUUUUCGUAUUUCAAUCUGAUUUCAAAUAAGAAUUAAGACUGAUUUUAUCAUAUUUCAUGUCACUGUGUGGUCAAACUUAAAAUUAAGGGGAUUGCGUGAAUAAAAACAUCAAUUUAAUAAAAAAAAAACUUUAUUUUGAAAUAAUGGAUUAUUAUCUAUUAACAGUUUUGUUACAUUUAGGCCAGUGAUUAUGCGAUUCCAUGUUAGGAAGUAUUAAAACGUUUUUACAAAGAUGAUAUGGUAAUUCUAACGAUUGUUACAUUCUACACAUAGAAACGUCACCACUUAUACAUAAUAAUCUAACACGCUAUGGUCCAUUACAAUCACCCAAUAUGUUAACAGAUAAUCUACCAAGAUUCAAAUCCAUUUUUACACCAUUAUCCUAAACGAGUAGAAAAUAAACUAAAAAAGAAAUAAAAACUUGUAUAAAAGACAAAA